AUGGUGGCCAUCGGCCUUUCCCCUGGAUCUUUGAAGGGAAAGGGAGUCAACAUGGGCGUCUUCUUGCUCAUCAUGGCUUUCCUCCUUGGUGUCGCAGGUGCCCCAUCUCAGACCAACGGCAAGAUUGUCUCUGCUAAAGAUGGCUGGGACCCUGCCAACCGUCCAAUCUGGACCCUCCGCCUUGGAGAUCGCGAUCACCUCACCUCUGGCAACGCUUUCGCUCUCCAGAACCGCGACGCUGACUCCAAAUAUGCUCGCUUCAACCAGUCCACCUACAAUUGGGACGCCAACGAUCCUCCUCUCUGGACCAUCCGCCCUGAAGACCGUGAAGACUUCUUUGCCAGCAUAGAGGAUACUCAUCAGUUGAAGACUCGGAACAGUGACGAUACUAUUCCCUGUGUCAACAAGGACAAGCCUGCUACUCUUUAUCGAACAUAUUCGAUUAUGGAUUGUCCUCCCAAGAUCAAGUUUCUCUCGUUCAGUGAUGGAAUGAUGCGCUUCGACACCUGUGAGGGCUGGAAUAAAGGCCCUGACAAGUACAAAAAAGACGGCUGCAUGUCUUUUUGCGAAACUGACACUACCUUCGAAUGGGCCCAGGAAGUCCCUUUUCCCCAUUCGCAGUGCCAUUACUCAGUCAAGUGCGGCAUGGCCGAGACCGACGUAGUCAACUUGGGCUGGAACGUUGGACGAAACAUGACAGUCAAAAAUCUGAAGGCUUUCAAGGAUGGUAUAAGCGGGGGAUGGGAUCACAGUUAUGGCACAGCCAAGGGCAAGAAGUGGGACGUGGAUUUGAUGGAGGGUGAGUGUGGCUACUUUACCUUUAUUCCUGUCAAAAAAGUCGUCUGCGGUGGCAUGACCGAGCCGGCAUCGCCACCCGGAGACUCUGGUCUCUGCAGUUCAGACCCCAAGAACCACAGACAAUGUGAUGAACAACUCUGGACAAUCAAAGCCAAGAACGCAAACGGAACGGCCCAUGCAGAAAUGACUGACGGUACCAUACUCUUCGUCUAUACCGACUGCCUCACUCGACUGCCCCUGUCCAUGGACAAGCAGGACCCCGUAUACCGAGCCCCCGGCGUUGCCCUGAGCCCCGAAGCCCUCGACACCAUCCAGCAAGGCUGGGUCUGGAACACCUGCUACUUGUGGAACAUGGGAAUCAAGGGCCAGCUAUCGCUCUAUAUCCACGGCUCCGGCUUCAAGGACUCGAUGACUGGACCCAAGGGACAGAAGCUCAUCGACCGGGUUAGAAGCUGCGUCAAGGCUUCCAAGGGAACCAUGAACAACAUCGAGUUCGUCUGGUAUCACAGUGGCUACCCCGGCGACGACGCCAAGAUAACAGGCGCCAUGUGGGUUUUCAUGGCCGACGUCCCCGACACCAUCAAACCUGGCUGCCUUGGUGAGGCUAUCAUAGAGCUUGGCGGCGCCACCACGGACAAGUGCGUCGGAGUCAAGUUUAAGGGAUCAAGCUCUUGA
Messenger RNA from Colletotrichum destructivum, 1473 nucleotides. RefSeq lists its product as uncharacterized. The record is from RefSeq and is a predicted model, not a curated record. The transcript has 3 exons. The coding region runs from base 1 to 1473 and encodes 490 amino acids. Lineage: Eukaryota; Fungi; Ascomycota; Sordariomycetes; Glomerellales; Glomerellaceae.